AUGAAGUUGCUAUAUCUCAUAUCAUUAGCUACUGCUGCUUCUUCAGCUGCUAUUGAAACAAGAUAUAGAAAAGUUAGAGUCCCAACAUCAACAACUUCAUCAUCAAGUGAAAUCCCCAAACCAUGGAUCCGUACAAUUUACUCAUCCGUCAAAGAAAUUAUCACUCCAACUGUGAUAGAAGGUGUUACUUUUAGUGGGAAACCUUCAAAAGAAACAGAUCAACCAUUACCAUGGGUUUCAUUAAAUAAAGAUGGUUCACCAAAGACAAUUAAACCACAAAUUAAAAAUGGUCAGACUAAAAACCCUUCACCAACUUACUCAACGUAUUUCCAAACUGCAAGUACAACCACUUAUAGUUAUGAUGAUUUGAAAGCUCAUAAUAUGGAUAAAGAUGCAACUCAUGAAGAGGUUAUUUUCAUUGACGAAGAUAAAACUUAUGUUUCAUUGAAUCCUUUGAUCAGAUGUACUCCUGAUAGAUUUUACAUGAAAGGUUUAGCUAGAAAUGUGGAGAGUGCACCUUUCUGUACACCAAGAGAAAAUUCUCAAUUAAAAUUGGGUAAGACUUAUUUUGUCACUUGGUAUACUAAAUUUUUCCCAGAUAAUGUUGAUAAAGUUCGUAUUCACCUAAGUUAUGUCAAAGAAUCAUUAAGGGAAAAAGGUAUGCAUAAAAGAGAAGUUGAUAGUGCUUUUUUCACUAGUGAUUGGAUAGAAAAUUUAGAUGGUUAUUUCCCAUUAGAUAUCCAAGAAGAUUGGUUAUUGGGGAAAUUUGAACAAAAUGUUGGAAUUUCCAUUCAACCAAAUAGUAUUACUGAUGAUGAGUUUAAUUUAUUAACUAAUGCAACAAUCUUCAAAAUCUUGAAAGGUCCAAAAGUUGCCAAGAAGAAUAAAGAAACUAGAAAAUUGGAAGAUGAAGGUAUUUCAAAUGAUAGUGCUUAUUACAUCAUGCUGUCAAUUCCAACUGUUGUUUGUAUAAGUGCUAUUGGGAUGUACAUUUUCAUUUGGUUAACAAGAAAUGAUCGUGAUAUUUCAGCAAUUAGACAAAAAGUUUGGAAAUCAAAACAUAAAGUAUUGGGUAAAUUCAAACCAAAAUCAAAUAAUAAAAAAUAUUCUGAACUGCCUCAAUUCUCCAAAGAUUCAAAUAAACAGUCAUAA
Hansenula anomala is the source of this 1152-nucleotide messenger RNA. RefSeq names its product Psg1p (gene PSG1). Lineage: Eukaryota; Fungi; Ascomycota; Saccharomycetes; Phaffomycetales; Wickerhamomycetaceae. The record is from RefSeq and is a predicted model, not a curated record. Bases 1 to 1152 code for a protein of 383 amino acids. The transcript has 2 exons.